AUGGCGACUGGCGCUCCUCAAACUGAGUCUGUGGCUAAGUCCUUCUCCGCCAAAUCCCAGGGCUGGCGAGAACAAAUUGCGACCGGCGGGAGGUUAGUAGAUCAUCCUUCAUUGCGAAACAAAGUCUACAGAAGUAACGGUCCAGAUAUCAUUAAUCGCAUCACCUGGGACCCGGAGUUCAAGCGCAGCGAAUACAUUAUUGGCUUCGUGGAUCGAUUUGAAGGACAGUUAGAGAUCAACAUGGACAACUGGAAGAAGGAUUCGACAGACGAAGAGUUCAUUCCACAGCAUCGCAUCCUAUACAUUCAGCGGGUCGGUGGAGGGAUCGUAUGGGAUCGAAGAAGACGCAUUGAUAAGAUCUUCAUGAGUGGAAAUUCAGCGUUCAGCGAGCUGGCGUUCUUGAUUCUCUCUCGCUUCAUGAUGGAUCCAUUUAAGUCCAAGAGACCCUCACUUCCUCGUCUGGAGACGGACAUCUUGCCUCCACACCGUCUUCCGCCGCGUCCAGCCACGCUGACGCUCCCUCUGGCGCCAGUGCCUAUUCCAGAGAUUUCAGAGACAAAUGUGCGAAGAAUUGGGACUGUGCCGAGUCUGAUUUUCAAGGAGGUUACCAACGAAGAAAACCUGCUUCCGAAAGCUCGCUAUGAUCCCGAUAAGGCCUUUUAUGUGACCGAGAAGAAUGUUGCAGAAGAACAGAUGGUCAAAAAGAGACCCCAACAGUACUAUGAAGAGUUCUUUGGUGGUCGUGACUCUUCUGAUCCUCCUCGGGAGCGUAUCUAUCAGGACUCUGUCCUGGUCGCUGAACUUAAGACCAGUCACGCGGUCAAGUAUGAGCGAUCAAAACUUGCUAGAGACUUUCUCAGUCAUCUUUCUCUAGUCUACCAGCGUCCGGGAAAUUCUAUCAUGGUCACUAUUCAGCAAGAUACCUGUGUGCUGUUUGGCAGCAACAAUACUCUCUCGGCCUACUUGCUAACGAUAUACGCUCUUCCUUCGAUGAUCGCGCCUGUCACAAAUGUUCGCAGCACAGCGCUUAUCCAGAAUACCCUCGAAGAGCUGCUAGGCAUUCCACCCAACCUCGGCGUCACCAUCUUCAUCCCCGUUAGAGAAGAAAACCUUGCGACAAACGGUACGACAAUUCGAAACGAGAUCUCGAUGAUUGAACGCAACGAGGAUAGUCCUAGUAUUUUCAAGUCUAUCUCUCGGCCAUCUGCUGCCAUCACCGCUUCGCCAUCACCACACACACCAUGCGAAAGACCAGCAUCUCCUCGUGAGAAAGAGUUGGGGACGACGGGCAAAGAAGGUGGGUUCCGAAAGCGCAUCUUCCAACUGCUGAAGGACAAGAUGACGAUGGAAGUUGAGGACAAGGAGGCAACGGAGGCUCAGGAGAAGAAGAGUAAGAAAGGGGAGGCCAGGGAAGAUGUCGUACUAGAAGCAAGGUCAAUCGAGAAUGGUGCCGCUGCCACCAUCACCGAAACCGAGAAUGGU
Molecule: messenger RNA, 1482 nt
Organism: Penicillium maclennaniae
Lineage: Eukaryota; Fungi; Ascomycota; Eurotiomycetes; Eurotiales; Aspergillaceae
Product: DUF504 domain-containing protein
Exons: 6
Molecular function (GO): phenylpyruvate tautomerase activity
Source: RefSeq, a predicted model, not a curated record